Messenger RNA from Impatiens glandulifera, 526 nucleotides. RefSeq names its product E3 ubiquitin-protein ligase SDIR1-like. NCBI's taxonomy places the organism in Eukaryota, Viridiplantae, Streptophyta, Magnoliopsida, Ericales, Balsaminaceae. The record is from RefSeq and is a predicted model, not a curated record. Bases 39 to 419 code for a protein of 126 amino acids. The transcript is spliced from 4 exons.
UGUCUUUUUAUGGCAACAAUCCUAAGAAUGUAUGCAACAUGUCAAGUGGACUUCUAGGUCAUACUGAACUAAGGUUGCAUACGUCGCCCAUUAUAGCCCUUGCAACGAGAGGAAGGUUACAUGGCCUCAGACUUCAGCUUGCACUUCUCGAGAGGGAAUUUGAUGAAUUAGUUAAAUUUUUUCUUGCACAUAUGAAGCACGGCAGUACGAUUGAGGUUGGCGGCACCAAAGGCAUGGGUGAUGAACAAGUCAACAUUGGUGAAGCUGUCCGAAGUUUGCCAUGCUUGCAUCAGUUCCAUGUUAGCUGCAUUGACCCAUGGCUGAGGCAACAUGGAACUUGCCCCGUUUGUAAAUUUGAGAUCAGCUCAGGCUGGGGCGAUAAUGGACAAGACGCUAUUGAUGUCUCUCACAUGGUUUAAAAAGUGUUUGCUCAUUUUGCAAAUAUUGACUUGGUAAUGCUAAUUUAGGCUAAAGGAUGAGAGACUUUUAUUUUUAUUUUGUUAUGAAACUAUUGAAAGGUGUAUAU